AUGAAACCCACUAUAAUAGCUCUUCAAUUGGCAGAUAAAUCUAUAAGGCUGACAUAUGAGGUAGUUGAGAAUUUUUUGGUGAAGGUCGGCAAGUUCUUCCUCCCAGCAAUCUUCGCGAUUCUUGAUAUAGAGGAAGAUGAAAAUUUCUCCAUCAUUCUAGGUAGACGGUUCUUAGCCACUGGAAGAUCUCUCAUUGAUUUGGAAAAAGGGAAACUAAUAUUGAGAGUGCAUGAUGAGCAGUUUGUCUUUCAUGUCUUCAAGGCCACAUAUAACUCAAAUAAAGGGGAAAGUCGCAUGAAAACUGAGCCGCCUGAUCAAUUCCUCCAAGAACCACCUGAUGACAGAAAAUAA
Arachis ipaensis is the source of this 351-nucleotide messenger RNA. NCBI's taxonomy places the organism in Eukaryota, Viridiplantae, Streptophyta, Magnoliopsida, Fabales, Fabaceae. The record is from RefSeq and is a predicted model, not a curated record.